UAACCAAAAUUUACCAAAAAAUGCAAGAAAAUGUUAAAAUUAACCGUUCGGUCUAUAAAAAUCAUAUCACAUGCGAAUCAAAUUUCCAUAACAACGAGUUGUUUAUUUAUUUGCAAAAGUGCAAGAAUUGUAACGCGUAUGGAAAAAAUGGCUAGAAUCAGCGAUUUUAAAGAGGAAAACCAGGUUUUCGUACCUGAAUUGGUCAUUCAAGAAGCUUCAGAAGCUAUAAAUAAAGUGGUGCCAGCAAAAUCUAAACAAUUAUACGAAAAAGAGUAUUCAAAUUUUUGUGAAUGGAGGAAACGGAAGGAUGCAAAGGGAGUAGACGAGAGAAUAAUUUUGGCUUAUAUUUCUGAACGAUCCAAAAAUCCAAAAUCUUCGUCAUUGUGGGCGUAUUAUUCCCAACUGAAGAAAAUGUUAUCUGUUAAAGAAAAUAUCGAUAUAAGCAAAUUUCAUCAGGUAUCUGCUUUCUUAAAACAACACUCUGUAGGGCACAGACCAAAGAAAUCUAAAGUCUUCAGCUUCGAAGAAAUGGAAAAAUUUUUAGACACUGCUUCUGAUGAUGAAUAUUUGCUGCAAAAAGUGGUUCUAAUUGUGGGAGUUUUUGGAGGCUGUAGAAUUGGAGAAUUAGUUGCCAUGUCAGUUGAUGACGUCGAUGAUCGAGGCAACGUAAUUGUGGUCAAUAUUACUGACACGAAGACUUAUAAGCCAAAAACAUUUACUAUCAUCAAUGGAAGUAACUCUAUUCCUGCCAUUGACGUUUUUCGCAAGUACAGAAAACUACGACCCGAGAGUAUUUUACACAAACGGUUGUUUAUCAAUUACCCUAAACAGAAAUGCACAGUGCAAGCAGUUGGGAUAAAUACUAUUUCAAAAUUUCCCGAAAAAAUUGCACGAUUUCUUUGUCUUCCAAAUCCAGAAGAAUAUACCGGACAUAGCUUUAGACGUUCAAGUGCAACUUUACUGGCAGACUCUGGAGCCGAUUUAGCAGUGGUAAAGAGACACGGAGGAUGGCGUUCAAAUAGCGUUGUGGAAGGAUAUAUAGAAGAUUCCCUUAAUAAUAAAAUUGAAAUUUCAAGGAAAAUCAUAAACCAUUCUGCAACAAUCAUUCAGAAGGAAUCCACCUCAAAUUCGGAAGCAAGUACUUCCGCGUCAUCAACAUCAGUGUCAAAUCAAAAUAUAAAUUUGCCUAUUAAUGAUAGAUAUGGUGUACAUUUCAGUAGCCUCAGUAAUUGUAACAUUUAUUUUAAAUAAAAGUAUUUGUUGGUAUUCGUUAAAGUUAUUUAAAUCAA
Molecule: messenger RNA, 1289 nt
Organism: Tribolium castaneum (red flour beetle)
Lineage: Eukaryota; Metazoa; Arthropoda; Insecta; Coleoptera; Tenebrionidae
Exons: 2
Coding region: 31-1251 (406 amino acids)
Biological process (GO): DNA integration; DNA recombination
Molecular function (GO): DNA binding
Source: RefSeq, a predicted model, not a curated record